GGAGGCCUGAUCAACUUCGAGAAGAGGAGGAAGGAGUUCGAGGUCAUCGCUCAGAUUAAGCUGCUGCAGUUGGCCUGUAAUAACUACAACUUCCAGCGUGUGUCUGGAUUCAGCGCCUGGCUCUGCAGUGUGGAGAAACUGUCUGAGGCAGAGAGUUACAGUCAGUCGUGUGAGAUUGAGCCGCUCUCUGAAUCGGCCUCUAACACACUGCGGGCCAAGAAGAGCUCAGGAAUCAUGAAGCGGUGGAGCGAUCGUCAGCCGGUGUGUGUGGGCGAGGCGGGCUGCAGCUCUUCCUCCGGCAGUUCUCACUCCAAGUCUUUCGAUCAGCUGCGUUUCCCGGUGUGUGUGAGCGGCGGCUCGGUGUGUGACGGCGGAGACUCAGUGAGUGUGACGUCUGCCGGCUCCAGCAGCUCUGAUGUGGAGGAGGUGAACAUCAGCUACACCUCUGAGUCUCCAGACGCACCUGAGAGGAAGACCUCCACGCCCUUCGUAAAACAUUCCAAUUCUACCUUAGGGAAGUGCGGCCCUUCAGGAGACCUGAUACCCACGUUCUGGGAGUCCACGUCUCUGUCGUCACUGGAUGCCUCGGCUCUAGGCUCGGGUUCGGGCUCCAGCAGCGCCUCCUCGUCCUCGGUUUCCUCCACGCCGGUCAGUGUGUCACGCUCACACAAGCGCUCGGCGUCCGGUGUGUCCAGCUACUCGUCUCUGUCGCUGCCGCUGUACAACCAGCAGGUGGACGACUGCUGCAUCAUCAGGGUCAGCCUGGACGUGGACAACGGCAACAUGUACAAGAGCAUCCUGGUGACCAGUCAGGAUAAAACUCCUGCCGUGGUGAGGAAAGCCAUGGUCAAACACAACCUGGACCGCGAGCGAGCCGAGGAUUAUGAGCUGGUCCAGAAAAUCAGUGAGGAGAAGGAGCUGAAGAUUCCCGACAACGCCAAUGUUUUCUACGCCAUGAACUCUACAGCCAACUAUGAUUUCGUCUUGAAGAAGCGAGGUUUCCCCAGAUCGGGCCGCACCAAACACGUGGCCAGCUCCACUCUGCCUCGCAUGAAGCAGAAAGGCCUAAAGAUCGCCAAGGGAAUCUUCUGAGCAGGGCAGAACUCUUCUGGAGGCGUCCGGCAGCCCAUCUGUGUGUUUACAGUCGUCUGUGCCGUCAGAGAACGCUCCGUGAGGACUGAAGCGCAUCAGAUGGAGAGCUCACGCCGCGUGAACUGCAGUACUCACAAUGCCACAGAGCUGAUCACAUGACAGGAAGCGGCGCUCAUCUGAAUGUGUCCGGCGAUGCGUCUCCAUCAGUGGCGGCUGGUCAAUAGGGGGCGCUGGGGCGCCGCCCCCCUUCAAGUUAGCCUACUUUAAUAUGUUAAUAUUUAUUAUCACAAAUAUUAACAAAAUAAAUUGAUUUAAUGAUAACACUCUACAGUUAGUCAUACUAACAUUUAUUGAAAAUAAAAAAAAAUGUAUGAACAAUAUUUUUUCAUAUGUGUGCGGGGCGCCGGACUAAUGAGUGUCUAUGUAGAUACACGAACUUUUGCAAUACAUGUGAUAUGACAAAAAGCUCUAAUUGGCCCGUUUUAAAUUGUCCUUGGGGCGCAGCACUCUGCGCCCCGAACCCGCCCAUUUAUGUUGUCAGAACGAAUCAUAUUUGUUUUUAUAUGGUUGGCCUUAUGUGAUUGGACCAUUCCCACUUGGACCUUUCACUUAGCAAGCAGCUCCUCAGUUAACUGACGACAAUUAAUAAUAGUGGAAGCAAGUGCAAUUUCUCGAAAUGAAGGAAAAUUCCGUUGUAUAUUUGCAAAGAUAUCCUUUCACAAGGCGUUUGGAUGAAGAAAAAAAAAAGAAUCAAGGAGCUUGGACCAGAUCGACCUUCCUUGCAAAUUCAACAGCAGUCAAGUGAUCGUGGACGCGCGCACACUCGGGGCUUUUCCAGCACUUGUUAUGACAAACGGAGCUGGCUGGCAGGUUGUGAUGUAAGUCAUGCCUUUUACUGUUUCCCGUGUUUGCUGUUUGCCGUGAAGGACAUCGAUUCAGUCCACAUCAGGGGGAGCAUCCAGCAAUUCCAGCAGGACAUACAGAAGAUCAGAAAUUCUCUCCAUUCCCUGGUUGACCAAUGCAGUGAAGGUGGUUUUCAACAGAAGAGGCGGCGGUCCCUCAGUCCAGAGGUUCAUGAACAGAUAGCAGCAGAAGUCUGUGAUACCAUACUCACACACACACUGGAGCGGUUCUCCUUCACAGACCACCUCGUUAGUGCCACAUUGCUGCAGGCAGACAGGUUUGAGCAGUAUACAGUAGCUUUUCCAGAAGAUGCACUUAGCAGGACUCUGAAAGCCUAUCCUGUGCUCGAUGGAAGUAAGCUAAAGACAGAGCUCAGUCUCAUCUACUCCAAGGAGCCUGCUGAGUCUUUUCAGAGACUGUAACUCUCCUAAAGAUUCUGGUAACUACGCCUAUGACCACAGCAGAAGCUGAGAGGUGCUUCUCAACUUUGAAAAGAAUAAAAACUUUUCUGAGAAACAGCAUGACCCAAGAGAGGCUGAAUGCAUUGGCCAUGCUGUCAAUAGAGAAGAGACUAGUGACUGAGAUGACUGACUUUAACCAAAAGGUCAUUGAGAAAUUUGCAAGCCAGAAAGAAAGGAGAGCAAAAUUUAUUUUCAAGUAGUGCUACUGGCCAGUGAUUAGGCAACAUCUAUGUGUGUCUGUGCGUGUGUUUAUUGAUUACUUCAUUACUGAUAAUAAACCUAAAUUGAACUAAAAUUUUCUGAUUUAUGAAGCAUUUGUUGUAUGCUUUAGUCAUAUUUUUGUUUUUUCAUACAUCACCUGAUAAAUGGCUUUUACACUGUUGCAUUACCAACCGUUAGGUCAGUUCUGGUGUUUGCGCCCCCCCACAUUUUUUUAGCACCAGCCGCCACUGGUCUCCAUGCUUCACGCCGGUGCUCAGGCCACUUCUGUCUCAAGCUUUACUUUCUCACAUGACUGUGAAAAUCGUCGUUUGACAACAAAGUCACUUUUUGGCCUCUAUAAAGGAGGUUUGUUUGUAAAUUUGCAUAGUGAACAUGAUGAACACGUGUCUGACAUGAUGAGUGUUUUUAUUAUAAAGGGGAAAUGAAUGUCUCCAUUUUGCCGACGCUCUCGUCAGCUGGGUUUCCAUCAGCCUGUGUUAAUUAAGUAUCACAAGAGAAACGAGUGAACUAAAAAAAAAAAAUCGCUAAAGUUUUUAUGCUCACUUGAGCACUUGAUGAACGCUACACCCUCAUGACUCCAUCUUGCUUGCCUUGUUUGCUUUUGGUUGCUAGGUUACCAAUACUACAGUGAGCCGCUCUAACAAUAGCUGUGUUUCCAUCCAAAGAUGCGUAAAACUGUAAUAUGGUAUUAAGCAUUAGACACUGUUAUCAGAUAUCACUGAGGGAAGUGGAGUCUGCUGCACUGUGGGGAUUCUCCACUGUGCUGUUUGUUCUCCUCUAAUAAUUGAGCUGCGCCUCACAACACCAACACCAAACGCAGUGAACACGGUGAAUGCGGUGGCUUUUGGAGACGUGAGACGGGAGUGCAGACAGAUGCUCAAGACAGUUCUGGAGGGAAUAAUAGAAGAAGAAGAAGAAUACUGAAGCACUGUGAUGACGGAGGGCUGAGGCCUUUUACAAUCAGCACAACAACAUUUAAAGCUGCAAACCAACAGUAAUGAUGCAAAGUCCCUCAAACACACUAUUAUAUCUGAUCAGCAUCUGGCAGAAACUACAGCACUGAACACAGACACUGAUGAAGCGCAGGCAGGUUAUUCACUAAUUGUGUUUAUGCACACUGGACAAAACGUUCAUCCUACUCAUGUUAAGCGCAUCGUGACGUUUCCAUUCAGCAUUUUGUUUAACGCGAUAUUCCAGAAAUGUGCAUACAAAUAGGUGGAUGGAAUCACCGCUAAUGAUGGAAACGCUCCUGACUCACAUUUAUACUUUUUGGCGAAAAGAUCUGCUUCAGGUCACUAUGGAAACCCGGCGAUAGAGAGCUGCAACUCGUUCUCAUGAAGCUUCAGUAUCUUCGCAUUCGCCUGACUGGCUGGAAAAAGAACUUCAGCUGCUGUGUGGAGUAGGGUCUGUCUGCUGACUGCAAGACGAGUGCAACAUGAAGGGGCGUAACUUGUAGUACGUUAGAGGCGUAACAUGAAGUUAUGAAAACCCACAUGUCAUAACUAUGUUGUCGGCAAGAUGGCGCUGUACAUUAGUUAUUUACUUCUACACCUACUCUACACCUAAACCCAACCAUCACAGUUAUUAAUAAUGUCUACACCUUCCCCAACUAUUAACCCAACCAUCACAGUUAUUAACGUCUACCCCAACCCUAAAAACGACCAUCAUCAUCAUUAAUGUCUACACCUUCCCCAAACCUAAACCCAACCAUCGUCUUUGUUAAUGUCUACACCUUCCUAACCCCUAAACCCAACCAUCUCAGUUAUUUACAUCUACACUUAUUUUCAUCUCUCAUCUCGCGAGUAUUUCCAUCUCUCAUCGUUCAAUGGGAUCUCGAAAACUGCAAGUUAAGCCUCUCUAACUUACUGCAAGUUACAUCCCUUCAUGUUACGCCCCGUCCUGCAGUCCGCAGACAGAUACACCUGACUGUGUGCGCACAUUGAUGUGUGAAAGCCCCUUCUGUAAUGCACUGUGUUUGACCCGAUAUUCUGACUGUAGUGUUGGGAGAUUUGCUGUGUGUUGUCGCUCUGUAUCAGUGCUCCAGAGACUCUGGCACAGUAUUCCUGCACUGGGAAACACAGAGUUUCUCAUCAAAUGUGGGAAAAGAGAAGUGGAUGUGAAGUGUAACGCCAGUCUGUAGAUCAUUAAGACUGAAUCUGUGUGAGUGUCUCGGUGAGUGUGAGUGUGUGUGCAUGUGCUUGCUACACGUUUAAUGUCUGUGUUUUGCGUGUUCAUGUCUUGUGUUUUUUGACAACGACACCCAAAGGGCCAAAGAUCUCAGUCGUCCAGUGAGGUCAGCACUGCCUGUUCAGGAAACCGAGAUCAGAUCUGAACACCACCGCUGUUGGUGCCAUUUGUCUUUUUCACUGUCUAAACAUAUUUACAAAAAUAUACUUUACUAUAACACACACACACGCUGAUUUUGUAUGUUCUUUUUUGUAAUUUUUGUACAAUAUGAAUCGUCCUUUGUACUUCUGCCUUUGGUUUGGUUCGUGAGCGUGUAUGUGUAUUUAUUGAUUUGUAAAUACUUUUUGUAGCAUUGUACAUUUAGUUUCCUCUCCCAUGUAAUUAUGAAUUAAUAUGUACAUAUGAAUAUAUCUACGCGAAGUUUAUACCGCUGCAAAUAAGGGAUUGUGUUUCUUUUCAGCUGUUUUCUGUUUGUCUCGUCUUUUUUCAUGGUUUCAAUUUGAUAUUGUUAUUAUUUUCUCCUUAUGAUGCACUGUUUCUAAUAUUGAAGAAAAAACAGCUAAUAAACACAUGCAGUGCGUUUCAG
Messenger RNA from Danio rerio (zebrafish), 5451 nucleotides. Lineage: Eukaryota; Metazoa; Chordata; Actinopteri; Cypriniformes; Danionidae. The record is from RefSeq and is a predicted model, not a curated record.